Molecule: messenger RNA, 3613 nt
Organism: Entrophospora sp. SA101
Lineage: Eukaryota; Fungi; Glomeromycota; Glomeromycetes; Entrophosporales; Entrophosporaceae
Source: the annotation of a GenBank genome assembly
AAAUUCACUUAAAUUCACUCAAGAAGGUUACGUUCAUCUAUCAUUAACAAGUGUACGAUCAUGUUCUAACACAAAUUGUAACGAUACAUCAUGUUUUCAUUCAUAUUAUGAGAACGAUAACAAUAGUAAUACCCAAAGUGACAAAGAUGAUGAUAAAUUACAUGUUUUAUUCACAAUAACCGAUACGGGUAAAGGUAUAUCACCUCAUUUUCUAAACACCAAAUUAUUUCAACCAUUUUCACAAGAAGACUCGUUAAAAGUUGGUACAGGUUUAGGACUGUGUAUAGUGAAAUUAUUAGUGGAAAAAAUGGGCGGUAGAUUAGAUGUCGAGAGUGAAUUAUCGGUUGGAACUAGAAUUAAAAUUUGGUUAAAUUUUAAUCAAGCAAUCAAUUUGUCAACCUCGAUCUCAAAAGAAUAUUUAUUAUACCAAAAUGAUUUAAUUGACAUGGAAUCUUUCUUAAAUAAUUAUGCUUGUGGUAACUUUGAUCCUACAGGAAUUCCUAAAAAGCCUAAAAGAUUAUCAUGUGUAAGGUCAAUAAUUGAUGACAAUGGUAGCAUCGAUUUGAAUUUGAUUUCACCAUCAUCAUCAUCUGAUGGUAAUGACGAUGGUCCAAACAACUACAACUAUUGCAAUAAUUUUUUUCUUGAUCUUAACGGCAAUAGUACUUGUAAAAAUUCUAAAAAUGAUAAAAAAAAUAAUCUGGAUAAUAGUUCAAAAUUAUUCGAUGAAGAUAAUUCUCAUCAUAAAGACGCUAUUGACGACACCUAUAAUAUUUAUCUGCCUCCUCCCAUGCCACCAAAUGAAACUGAACGUAUGAGAGCUUUAUGGAGAUUGCAAAUAUUAAACACUUCAAGUGAUGUGAAUUUUACUCGUUUAGUAGGUCUAGUAAAAGAACAUUUUAAAGUUCCAAUUUCAUUAAUAUCUCUGGUAAAUGAGUCAAAUCAAUGGUUCAAAGCUAAAGAAGGUUUGGGAGAUGAUGGAACACCAAGAGAAGUCAGUUUUUGCGGUCAUGCCAUAUUGCAAGAAGGUGACGAACCAUUUGUCGUUCCAGAUGCUUUACUAGACUGGAGAUUCAAAAAUAAUCCUUUGGUAGUAGAUGCUCCACACAUAAGAUUUUAUGCUGGUGCUCCUUUAAGAACAAAUGAUGGCUAUAAUAUUGGUACCGUUUGUGUUAUAGACACUAAACCAUGUUACAGUUUUAACGAUAAAGAUUGUGAAACUUUGAGGGAUUUUGCUAAAGUUGUAAUGAGAGAAUUGGAAUUAUGGGCUGAUAGAUUAAGAUUAAGGGUUAGAAAUAAGAUGCAGGAAAGUAUUGCUCAAUUUGGUGAUCCAAUCAUGAAGCAAUGCUUUCAAAAAGCUGUUAAAUUAAUCAAAGAUACCUUGGAAGUUGAUGCGCUCUACUUGCUAGAAAUGCCUUCUAUGUCUUCAAAACCUAUCAACACCUCAACAGACAAUCAUCAUUCUCACUCUUCCUCAAACGAAUUCAUCUCCUCCACUCUUUUUAAUAAUUCAUCUUCUCCUCAGUCAUCAUCACUUUUUAAAAAUUUGAAAUUCCUUGCUGCCGAAGGUCUCCUUGUCAUUUCUGGCGACGACGAUUCUCUCAACACUCCAAUGACCGUUUCUUUCUUAACCCGCUUAAUGGAAACUCAUCCACAAGGUUACACCUUUCAAAAUGGUUUGCCAUCUAUACCAUCUCUAUUCCCAAAUAAUAUGCAUUCCGGUAUCGUGGUGCCAAUAUAUGACAAUGCCAAGAUUGCUUUUGGCUUUUUAGUUUGUCUCACAAAAGAUGCUUUCAGGCAAUUUGAAGAUGAGGAACGUGUCUAUUUGGGUAACUUUGGUGUAAAUAUUGUUAGCGAAGUGUUGAAAAGACGUGUUAUUGUUGCUGAUAGAGCCAAAAGCACUUUUAUCAGUUCAGUUUCUCACGAGUUAAGAACCCCAUUACAUGGUAUUUUGGCAAGUUGUGAGUUGAUGAUGGAGGAGAGUAAGUUGAAAGAUUCACAGCUUGAAUUAUUAAAAACUAUUCAAGGUUGUGGCACAAGUUUGAUUUCUAUCAUUAAUAGUGUAUUGGAUUAUGCAAAAUUGGAAAGCGAGCAAUAUCGCCAUAGAUCUUUAUCAAUAUCAUCUUCUGUACAAAAACAAGAGAGAAUUGAUUUGGUUAAAGUAUUGGAAGAAGUGACUGAAGCCUGUGUUGUUGGUCAACAUAUGGAUCGUAAUGAAAGUCAUGAAACUGUUGAAGUUAUAUUGGAUGUUGAUACAAAUGAAAAAGGUUGGGUGGUUAUGGGUGAAGAUGGUCCUAUCAGACAAAUAAAUUCACUUAAAUUCACUCAAGAAGGUUACGUUCAUCUAUCAUUAACAAGUGUACGAUCAUGUUCUAACACAAAUUGUAACGAUACAUCAUGUUUUCAUUCAUAUUAUGAGAACGAUAACAAUAGUAAUACCCAAAGUGACAAAGAUGAUGAUAAAUUACAUGUUUUAUUCACAAUAACCGAUACGGGUAAAGGUAUAUCACCUCAUUUUCUAAACACCAAAUUAUUUCAACCAUUUUCACAAGAAGACUCGUUAAAAGUUGGUACAGGUUUAGGACUGUGUAUAGUGAAAUUAUUAGUGGAAAAAAUGGGCGGUAGAUUAGAUGUCGAGAAUUAUAGUAGGAACGAAUCUAUGAACGUCAACACCAUACCAAUUAUCACUACCACCACCAGUGUUCCAACAUCUACUAAUCUUAGAAAAGAAGGGACAAAGUUUGAACAUGAAACUAUUUUAAACGAACUUAAAGAAAAGAAUGUUAUAGUCAAGUGUGUAAAAGGAAAAUUUAAAAAAUCAAUUGGUCGUUUUUUUAAGAAUUGGCUUAAGGUUGAAAAUGUGGUUUACAACGAAGAAGAUGAUAAAACAAGCUGUCCAAUAUUUUUCAUUACGUCAUUGGCUAGACAUAGUAAAAUUAGUGAUAUAAUUGAAUCAAUCCAAAAUGAAAUUGAACGAAAAAAUUCUGCGAUAUUGAAAAAUCAAAGCCAAAAUUUAGGGCGAAACCGUAAAAGAAGAAAAAUUGUUGUUGUGUCAACACCAUGUGGUCCACGAAAAUUAAUAUCAGUCAUAAUAUCAUGUUACAAGAAAUUAAAAGAAGAGAAUAGUAAUAGCCUUCUUCUAAAUAAACAAAUAAUGACAUCUCCUCAAUUUCUUAUGACACCACCACCACUAGAAAAUGAAGGUAAUGGUGGUCACGGUCAUUCUAACCAGUUAUUAGAGAAAUUAAUUAUUGAUCCUCCAUUAAGUGCUAUUCCCAGUACUACUUAUUCAUUGAAAAAACGAAAAAAUAAUGAUAUUUUAUUUGAAAAUCAUCAUCACAACACAAAUUAUUUAGUUCCAAUUUCACCAACUUCACCAAUUUCACCAACAACAAUAACUUAUAAUAAUAAACUAAUACAUCCGCUUUCUUCUUUUUUGCGAUCAUCUUCCUCCUCUAACCUAUUGCGGAAUUUUUCAACUCCAAUCUCUCCAUUCUCCGCUUCCUCAUAUUCAAUACAGCGUUUUUUCAAAAAUGUAGUUAAAAUCAUCCUAUUAACAGCAUUGUCUUCUACGAUAAGCACUAUUGGAGAACGAGGAGUUGGUGGUGGUUGA